CAUUUCCCAGAGUUUCUGAAGCUUCUGGAGAUUGGUGUUCAUACCCGUUCCACACCCUGAUGGUGUCGUAUGCUUCUUGAUCCGGUAUGGAAGAUCAACGAAGUUCGUAUGAUAGGAGGGAACUCCCUCAGUUGGAGCUGGUAGCGGAUAAACAAAAUGCUGUUAGAGUUUCUCAGAUAAAGUUAGUGGGGAAGCUGAUGACUUCCAAACCCAUACAGAAAAAUGUUGUACACUCCAUAAUACGAAGAGUAUGGUUCACGGAUGAAGCAGUCGGAACGGAGCAAAUACAUCCCAAUGUUUUUCUUUUUAAUUUUAAAUCGUCUGCAGACAAAGAUAGAAUAUGGAAAAGAAGACCCUGGUCCAUCGAUGGAGCUCAUCUCGUUCUAAAAGAAUGUCAGCCAGAGCUCUCACUGGAGAAGAUUAAUUUCAGUCUAUCCACGUUUUGGGUGCAGAUCCACGGCCUACCUUUGCAAUACCUGACAAAAGAAAACGCGCUCAAGAUUGGGGGUUUGUUUCACAAGGUGUGGAACUGUGAAUGCACGUCCAGAACAAACUUGAUAGGGCUGAAAUACAUACGAAUUCAGGUAGAAGUAGAUAUCUCGAAGCUGCUAUUAACAGGAUUUCUGUACAAAGUGGGAAACGGAUCCUCGUGGAUACAUUUCGCUUUUGAAAGAUUGGCAGAGUUCUAUUAUAUGUGUAAUAGAAUCGGUCACAAUAAAGCAUCCUGUGUCAAUCUCCAAAGGGUAGAGGAAAGGAACGAUGGAGAGGAGUUUGGAUAUUGGCUAAGGGCCGAGGUGGGAGCCUAUACGGUGAUAAAGGAAAACAACUGUUGGAGAAGAGGUGAAGUUCCCAGGGAAGAGUCUUCCGAUACUCUCACUCGAGACACAAACAUGGAUGAAAAGAAUGAAGAUGAGCCACAAACGAAAGAAAGAGCAAAUUCGACUGACCUGAACUCAAACGAGAAAGAAGAAGAAGACGAGUUGACUCGCCCGAGUGGGGAAGAGGAGCCGAAUCUCGAGGUUGCUCGGGAACAAGGAGAUGGGAGACCUCUUCCACCCUCUGAUGGAGAACACGUGGAUGCUCUGCAGGAGAAUGAGUCAGAUACGCAUUUGAAUUUUUUCAAAUCUGGAAUUCAGGAUAAAAAAAUCCCGCUCAUUUCAGACACUGGGGGAAAGAUAGGUGGGCUAACUCCUCAAGAAAGGGCCCUUAGCUCGGAACCUAGCCCAAUAUCUUUGCAGGGGAGACUGGGUUUUGGGCCUUCUAUCUCAGGGACUAAAAAAGCAAUAGGAGAGGCAGGGGUUAAAAGGAAGAGAGAAAGCAAAACCUGGAGGCCAUGUCCUGCAAAAAAACGUGCGGGGAUUAUAUUAAAAGAAAAAACUGAGUUGCAGAAGCCACCUAGCUCUGUUUCUAUCUACGACACAGAAGCAGUUCAACAACGCCAACCGCAAGUUUUUCCUUCUGUAUUUUUUACACUUCUCCCAGAGUCUUCUGAAGGCAAAGUGAAGUCCCCAUCUUCCAGAAUCAAGCUAAAGGAAAUAGCCAGAGGAGGAUCAAGAACGGUGAAGGAACUCAACAGGAGUGGAAACGAUGCCUUAUUCUUAAUUGAAACAAAGGUGAGUGAAGAUAAACUGUCGAAAAUUGGGAAAGGUUUGCCGUUUGAUAAUGUGUCUGCUGUUAGUGCUUCUAAUAGUGCUGGGGGUAUUGCUCUGUUAUGGUCAAAUGAGAUUAGUUGGCAAAUAGUGUACAAGUCUAACUGGAUAAUUGGGGUGAGAAUGGAUUUAACGAAUGGCACCAGCUGUAACUGUUGGUUCUGUUAUUGUCCUGCUAAGAGGACUCUUAAAAGAUUUUUCUGGACAAAAUUGUUGGAUUUGGUAAAAACGGGUAGUGAAGUUUGGCUGUGCAUGGGUGAUUUUAAUGAUAUUACCGGACAAGAAGAAAAGAGUGGAGGCAGGAAAGUUUCAAGGAAGUCUCACUGGUUUUUGAGGAAUUUCAUGUUUAAUGUUGGAGGGAUUGAUAUGGGUUUUUGUGGUAGCAACUACACUUGGUGCAACAGGAGAGGAGGAAUUGCAAAUAUUCGGGAAAGACUAGACAGAGUGGUAGUUAGCGUUGAUUGGAGAAUUCUUUUUAACCAAGCGGGUGUUCUCCACUUCCCUCCCGCUGGUUCGGACCACCUGCCAAUUCAAUUCAAUCUGAAACAGGAUCACCCAAAGCUCCCGCGGCCUUUUAGAUUUUUGGAGGCAUGGACAAGGGAUCCUACUUGUGAGGAAGUUGUAAGAAAAGCUUGGGAUUGCAGUCACCAGCUCAGACACAGGAAUUUGGUUCAAGCAAAAUUAGCCAACACAGUCAGGGCUCUAAAAUCAUGGAAUAGAAACAACUUUGGAUUCUGCCAUUAUAAAAUUAAGGAAUUAGAGGAUCAGCUAGAACAGUUAGCUUCUGUGCCUCCGUCAGAAGAGAUUAUUAAAAAAUCCCAGGAACUUCAAUCCGCCAUAGAUGAAUGGAGAUUAAGGUUGGAACUUGUGUGGCGGCAGAAAUCUCGUGAACUAUGGUUAAAAGAGGGAGAUCGGAAUUCUAAAUUUUUCCACGCAACGACGGUUGCAAAAAGAAGAAAGAAUCAAAUUGUAGCUAUCAAAGAUGACAACAAUAAUUGGUUGGAUUCAAGAUUGGAGAUUGGAAACUACCUCACGAGAAAAUUUAAGGAGCUGUUUAGUGGAGAGCCGUUAACCUUCUGUGACAAUCUGGAGGAGUUUAUUCAAGGAGGAAUCUCUGAAGUUGACAAUGAAAGGAUAGACAGAACUCCUACAGCAGAUGAAAUUUUUCACAUUGUGAAGAGCAUGCAUCCCAUUAAAGCCCCUGGGCCUGAUGGGAUGCCUGCUCUUUUCUAUCAAAAAUAUUGGAGUAUCGUGGGAGAAGAUAUAAUUGCGUUAAUCCAGAAUGUGUUCAGAUCUGCCAUCAUCCCCAGUAAUGUAAACAAAACCUUUAUGGUGUUGAUUCCAAAAGGAAAGCAAGUGUCAUCCUUCAACAAUAUCAGACCCAUCAGUCUAUGCAACUCAGUGUACAAGAUCAUAUCAAAGCUAAUCACAGAGAGACUUCGUUCAGUAAUUGAUAAGAUUAUUUCUCCUGCCCAAACUGCUUUCAUACCUGGGAGAUGGAUAGGUGAGAACACACUGCUCGUCAAUGAGAUUCAACACACAAUGAAAAAAAGGAAAAAGGGAAACGGAUUGGUAGGAAUUAAAAUAGAUUUGAGCAAAGCCUACGACAGGGUUGACUGGGGAUUCCUCACAAAAUUACUGGCCAGCUUUGGUUUCUCUAGCAAGCUGAUUAAUUUGGUGGUUAGAUGUGUUUCCAUUGAUUCGACGGAGCUGGUAUUAAAUGGAAGCAUUUUUGGAAACGUGGAAUGGCAAAAGGGUCUUAGACAAGGAGAUCCACUUUCGCCUUUCUUGUUCAUAAUCUACAUUGAACUCUUAUCAAGAAUGCUGCACAAACUUGAAGCCGAAGGAAGAAUCCAUGGUGUCAAGAUAGGUAGAUCCAGUCCAAGUAUUUCUCAUUUACUGUUCGCAGAUGAUAUUUUGCUCUUCUGCAGAGCAAAUUUAGAAGAGGUCAGAGAAAUAAAAGCUUGUUUGAAUACCUUCUGUAAGUGGACUGGGCAAAAAAUCAAUGCAGCAAAGUCGGGAUGUUUUUUCUCUAAAAACACCCAGGGGAAGAUCAAGGCUGGUGUGAAAGAAAUCCUGGGCAUGACAAAACUUAAGGAAGAUGCAAAGUACCUAGGCAAUCCUUUGUUUUCUGGGCGUAAUCAUCAUAAAGCCUAUGAGGAGCUGAAACAGAAAAUUGCGGCCAAGCUUCAGGGGUGGAAAUCUAAGUUACUCUCCCAAGCAGGAAGAUGCACCCUAAUUAAAUCUGUGAUUAAUUCCAUUCCUAUUUAUGCUAUGUCAGCUCAAAAGUUUCCCACUCAUUGGUGCUCUGAUAUUGACUCCCUUGCGAGAAAAUUCCUUUGGAGCAGAGGUGUAAAUGAUGGAAGUUUUACUCCUAUAUCAUGGUCAAGAAUCUGCAGACCAAAAGAAUCGGGAGGACUAGGUGUUAGAAGAACGCAAGACUUGAAUUUGGCACUCCUCAGUAAACUAGCCUGGAUGCUGGCCUCAGAGAAGGAUAGAUUUUGGGUGCAGGCGAUUAAAGCUAAAUAUUUUGCUGGUUGUUCCUUCCUGAAAUGCUCGAAGAAGAAGAAUUGCUCUUCUUCAUGGAACGGCAUUUAUCAGGCUAGGACUAUUCUGUUCAAAGGACUCUGUUACAGGGUAGGAAAAGGAGAUAGAAUCAGUAUAUGGGAGGAUCCAUGGGUUCCUAAUAACCCUCAUUUCAAACCAACUCCAAUCUCAGAAACUGUAUCCCAAGAAUUUGGUAUGGUAAACUCUCUCAGGAACAGGGAUGGCAGCUGGAAUAAAGAUAGACUUGACCAUCUUUUUGAUGCAGCCACUGUGAGGAAUAUUUGUAAAAUCCCUUCUUCAAAUUCUCAUCUAGAGGAUAAACUAAUCUGGUGCGGCAACACAAAUGGGAAAUUCACUGUUAAAUCAGCUUUCUUGAUGGAAUUCUGGAGAAAUCACUUAGCCUCUCAAUGGUGGAAGUAUCUAUGGUCCUCCAAGAUUCAUGAAAGACUCAAGUUCUUUCUUUGGAAGCUUUACACUGGAGGACUUCCAACAGCAGAGAACCUCAUGCAUAGAAAUAUACAUGUCACUAGUAAUGAAUGCAUUCAUGGCUGUGGUGUGCUAGAAUCGGACAACCACAUCUUUUUUCAUUGCCAAGUUGCAAGGGCUGUGUGGUAUGGCCUCCCGUGGUGUAUUAAGUGGGAGACGUUUACAGAUUAUCCAGUGAAAGAAAAACUCUGUCUGAUCUCUAACCCCCUUGGUUCUCUUCCAGUGCUCCCAUCAGACAGGGAUUUCUUCUUUCUUUUUGCUGCCCUUGUGAUGGACCAACUAUGGAAGGAAAGGAACUCCCAUAUCUUUGAAAAUAAAAUUAACACUCUCGAUAGUAUCAUGGAUGUGCUGAAUUUCAGGUUUAGAGAGGCCAAAGCCAUCUUGCUAAAGGAGGAGAAGGGUGUUCUACUCUAUAGAGAACCCAGGAGGAUAGCAAGAAUGUGGGACACGCAGAGCAUAAGAAUUAAUUCUGAUGCAGCAGUUAAAAAUGGAGUUAGCUUCAUUGGACUGGUGGCAAGGGACUAUGAGGGCAAAGUUAUAAAGAUAAAGUCUAUUCGCACCCAGACAGAUAUCCCUGAGCUAGCUGAAGCUGUGGGAGUCCUGCAAGGAUUAAUUUUAGCUCAAGAGGAAGGCUGGCAAAAAAUAUGGUGUGAUUCUAACGCCAAAAACAUUGUAUCAGCUCUAAACAGUCAAGACACACACAAUUCUCACUGGGUAGAGAAUGUAUUUUGGAGGAGAUCAAUUCUAAGAAAAUAG
This is a messenger RNA of Ziziphus jujuba (common jujube), 5438 nucleotides long. RefSeq lists its product as uncharacterized. The record is from RefSeq and is a predicted model, not a curated record. NCBI's taxonomy places the organism in Eukaryota, Viridiplantae, Streptophyta, Magnoliopsida, Rosales, Rhamnaceae. Gene Ontology annotation, molecular function: nucleic acid binding; RNA-DNA hybrid ribonuclease activity. The coding region runs from base 87 to 5438 and encodes 1783 amino acids. The transcript is spliced from 2 exons.